AUGAGUAACAACGCUAAGCAACAAGAGUCGAGCUUUAUUGUUAAUUUCUUGAUGGGUGGUGUCAGUGCGGCAAUCGCGAAGACAGCUGCCUCACCCAUUGAAAGGGUCAAGAUCUUGAUUCAAAAUCAAGACGAGAUGAUUAAGCAAGGUACUUUGGAGAAGAAGUACUCCGGCAUUGUGGAGUGCUUUAAGAGAACUGCUAAACAGGAAGGUCUGAUCUCGUUUUGGAGGGGGAAUACCGCUAAUGUUAUUCGUUAUUUUCCAACUCAAGCUUUAAACUUUGCCUUUAAGGAUAAAAUCAAACUGAUGUUUGGUUUCAAAAAAGAGGAAGGCUAUGGGAAAUGGUUCGCAGGUAAUCUGGCCUCUGGUGGUGCUGCAGGUGCUCUUUCGUUACUGUUUGUUUAUUCCCUAGAUUUUGCCAGAACAAGAUUGGCCGCCGAUGCUAAGUCUUCAAAAAAGGGUAGUACUCGUCAAUUCAAUGGGUUAGUUGAUGUUUAUAAGAAGACUUUAAAAUCGGAUGGUAUUGCGGGACUAUACAGAGGAUUCAUGCCAUCAGUAAUCGGUAUUGUAGUUUAUAGAGGGUUAUAUUUCGGUAUGUUUGAUUCACUCAAGCCGCUUUUGUUAACGGGCUCGUUAGAAGGCUCAUUUUUGGCAUCGUUUUUACUAGGUUGGGCUGUUACUACAGGGGCUUCAACAUGUUCCUACCCAUUGGACACAGUUAGAAGAAGAAUGAUGAUGACUUCAGGUCAGGCUGUCAAAUAUAAUGGAGCCACGGAUUGUCUCAGAAAGAUCGUGGCAGCUGAAGGCGUGAGUUCCUUAUUCAAAGGCUGUGGCGCGAAUAUCCUGAGAAGUGUUGCGGGCGCAGGUGUUAUCUCCAUGUAUGACCAGUUGCAAAUGAUACUGUUCGGUAAGAAAUUCAAAUGA
Saccharomyces kudriavzevii IFO 1802 is the source of this 924-nucleotide messenger RNA. It is a transcript of the gene AAC3, whose product is annotated as ADP/ATP carrier protein AAC3. Gene Ontology annotation, cellular component: mitochondrial inner membrane. Gene Ontology annotation, biological process: mitochondrial ADP transmembrane transport; mitochondrial ATP transmembrane transport. The coding region runs from base 1 to 924 and encodes 307 amino acids. The transcript has a single exon. NCBI's taxonomy places the organism in Eukaryota, Fungi, Ascomycota, Saccharomycetes, Saccharomycetales, Saccharomycetaceae. Gene Ontology annotation, molecular function: ATP:ADP antiporter activity. The record is from RefSeq and is a predicted model, not a curated record.